UUACUUCUUAAAAAUAUGAGAGGGGUUAAUUACAUCAUUUAUUUCCUUCCCGUUAACGAGACGAGAAGAAAUUAAAGAGGCGAAAACACAGUUGCAAUCGAACUUGUUGUGUGAGCUUUCCGAAACCGAAAAUCGCGUAAGAUGAAGACGAUGAUGAGAUUCAGAUCCUUAUUCCUCCGAUCACUCACCUCUUCCAGAUCGUAUUCUACUACCUUCGCCGCCGCUGCUUCCGCCAAUAACACCCUCCGAACCCUUUCUUCCCCUCGCUUUUCCUCUCCUUCCUCAGAAUGCAGGUCGCCUUUCUCGAUGGGCGUAGGGAGCUUGAGAUUUUAUAGUGAAGAAGUGACCCACAUGCCUGACAUUAAAGACCCUGAACUCUACAGCGUUUUCAAGGAUUUGCUGGCUGAAAAUUGGAGUGAUAUUUCAGAUGCUGUCGUUUCUGAUGCUAAGCAUGCAUUAUCUAAAAAUACCGAGGACAAAACUGGCAAGGAGGUUGUGACUAAUGUGUUCCGUGCUGCCCAGGCUGUUGAGGAGUUUGGUGGGAUUCUUGUCACCUUGAAAAUGGAAAUCGAUGACAGCCUUGGAAUAAGCGGCGAGGAUGUAAAGCCUUUGCCUGAACAUAUGAACAAAGCUCUGCAUACCAUUUUUGAUCGCUACACUACCUAUUUGAAUGCUUUUGGGCCUGAGGAGAACUAUCUGCGGAAGAAGGUGGAGCAGGAGUUGGGGACAAAGAUGAUACACUUAAAGAUGAGAUGCAGUGGCCUUGGUUCUGAGUGGGGAAAGGUUACGGUUCUGGGAACUUCUGGACUUGCGGGUUCAUAUGUUGAGCAAAGAGCAUAGAAGAAAUAUUUUAGAAACGAUGCAUGUAAUUGUUUGUUUCUUAUAUAUCAUGUUCUUGAUGCCUGUAGACUCCUGACUCGUUUGUUCUCAUGCGAUUGAUCGCAAGGAAAUAAUAGCUUCUAACUUUGUCAACUGAGAAUGUUUUCCAUCAUUUUCAAUGUCAUUUUCCAUAAGCUGAAAAUGCUGGUGAAAUUUGAAGUACUUUGUAUUUGUAUAUUAAGAAAUGAAAAUAACAUAUCAGGAGGUUGGUUAUUUAUAUGAGCUACCCUCGUUUGUA
Molecule: messenger RNA, 1117 nt
Organism: Cicer arietinum (chickpea)
Lineage: Eukaryota; Viridiplantae; Streptophyta; Magnoliopsida; Fabales; Fabaceae
Product: succinate dehydrogenase subunit 5, mitochondrial
Biological process (GO): tricarboxylic acid cycle
Cellular component (GO): respiratory chain complex II (succinate dehydrogenase)
Source: RefSeq, a predicted model, not a curated record